This is a messenger RNA of Setaria italica (foxtail millet), 1161 nucleotides long. Its product is annotated as strigolactone esterase D14. NCBI's taxonomy places the organism in Eukaryota, Viridiplantae, Streptophyta, Magnoliopsida, Poales, Poaceae. The record is from RefSeq and is a predicted model, not a curated record. The transcript is spliced from 2 exons. Bases 45 to 923 code for a protein of 292 amino acids.
GUGGCUAUUAGCGGGCACGGAUCGAGCGAGAAAGCUUGGUAGCAAUGCGGUGGUACGCGAACGUGCGGGAGGUGGUCGGCGGCGGCGGCGCCACGGUGGUGCUCGCCCAUGGCUACGGGGCCAACCAGGCGCUCUGGGACAAGCUCCUGCCCGCGCUCUCGCAGCGCAACAGGGUCAUCCUCUUCGACUGGGACUUCACCGGCGGCGGCGAGCAGCAGCCGGAGGAGGAGGGCCGGUACACGUUCGGCAGAUUCGCCGACGACCUGAUCGCGCUGCUGGACAACAAGGGGGUGCGGGGCGCCGUGAUGGUGGGGCACUCCAUGUCCGCCAUGGCCGCCUGCAUCGCCUCCGUCAGGAGGCCCGACCUCUUUUCCCACCUCGUCCUCCUCUGCGCGUCCCCUAGGUACAUCAACUCGCCGGAGGAGGGCUACGUCGGCGGCUUCGAGAAGGCGGGCAUCGACGGCAUGCUGGACGCCAUGUCGUCUGACUUCGUCUCCUGGGUGAAGGGCUUCGUCCCCAACGCCGUGGGCGACCCGGCCUCGGUCCCGCCCGUGGAGGAGAGCUUCCUCGCCAUGCGCCCGGGCGUGGCGCUGGAGGUCGCGAGGAUGAUCUUCCUCGGCGACCAGCGGGAGGCCCUCGGCGCCGUGACCGCGCCGUGCACGAUCGUCCAGGUGGAGGGCGACUUCGCGGCGCCGCCGGGCGUGGCGGAGCACAUGAGGCGCCUGAUGGCGCGCGCCGCGGCGACGGACGUGGUGAUCAUCGACUCCGUGGGCCACUUCCCGCAGCUCGUCGCGCCCCAGCAGCUGCUCGGCGUGCUCGAGGGCGUGCUGCGCCGCCACGGCGGCGGCGAGGAUGGGCGCGCGCACGGCGGUGCUGUGGAGGAGCAGGUGGCCGACGGUGGCAUCAAUAUUAUUACGGCCUAGCCGGAGGAAGGCGAAUCGAUACACGUACAUCUGUGAUCAGCAUAUCCCGUCCCUUGCUUUACCGUACGUGAUGCACGUUGUAUAUGCGCUUGUUUGUGCCUCGCCGUGUGUUGGGUCGCACGCUUGUGAAAAAAGAUUAGGUGGUCAGAGGAUUACAGAUGGCCAUGUAAAUUCUAAAUCGGUGGAGUUCAAUGUCCUAUCGUGAAUUGAGUACAGUGCCAGAUCGUCCCACACUAUA